Messenger RNA from Polyodon spathula (Mississippi paddlefish), 570 nucleotides. RefSeq names its product troponin C, slow skeletal and cardiac muscles. Gene Ontology annotation, cellular component: myosin II complex. The transcript has 6 exons. Gene Ontology annotation, molecular function: calcium ion binding. Bases 74 to 559 code for a protein of 161 amino acids. The record is from RefSeq and is a predicted model, not a curated record. NCBI's taxonomy places the organism in Eukaryota, Metazoa, Chordata, Actinopteri, Acipenseriformes, Polyodontidae.
CUUUGCUUGCCUUUGAGUCCCUGUGUCUCUCUGAGUUCUCUCUCUCUCUCUCUGAAGUUACUCCACUGCGGUCAUGGAUGAUGUGUAUAAAGCAGCGGUUGAGAACUUGACUGAAGAGCAGAAAAACGAAUUCAAGGCUGCAUUCGACAUCUUUAUCCAGGACGCGGAGGAUGGGUGUAUCAGUACGAAGGAGCUGGGGAAGGUGAUGAGGAUGCUGGGACAGAACCCCACACCAGAGGAGCUUACAGAGAUGAUAGACGAGGUGGACGAGGAUGGCAGCGGCACGGUGGAUUUCGAUGAGUUCCUCGUCAUGAUGGUGAGGUGUAUGAAGGAGGAGAGUAAGGGAAAAUCAGAGGAAGAGCUGGCUGAACUCUUCAGAAUGUUUGACAAGAACUGUGACGGUUACAUCGACCUGGAUGAGCUGAAGAUGAUGCUGGAGGAGACAGGAGAGACCAUCACUGAGGAUGACAUCGAGGAGCUGAUGAGAGACGGAGACAAGAAUAACGACGGCAAGAUCGACUACGACGAAUUCCUGGAGUUCAUGAAGGGAGUGGAAUAAACCUUCAGAAA